CUAAUUGUUGUGAUAAACUUAUUAAAUAGGUUUUUAAUCAAUGGCUCAGAGUGAAAAUCGAGCGAAAUUUUCAGAAGCUAAACCGAAGAAGAUAGGAGGGGAUACGGACAUAGAAGAUGAAUUGACUAGAAGAGCCGUUGAAGAAAUAGGGAAAGAGACAAAAAGAGCCAAGAUGCGAUACGAGUCCAUGGGAUCGAUGGCGUGGAAGAAAAGUCCAGUGCAGCCCAUCAACAAACGUUUUCUCCGGAAUAUGAUUCAAUCCUCUUCAUCUACCUCCACGCAUAACAAUACACGCGGAGAAAGAUCGACGAAAGCGAAUUUAGAAAAACAGGAGUUUCAGAAAACAACAGGAAAAGUUACAAAGCGAUCAAAAACUACAACUUCGUGAUACGAUUUUUAUUUUGUUUUGUGCCCUCUUUUUACAAUCAUUUUUAAAAUUGAGUUUGAUCUGUUUCGUGAAUUGAAAUAUC
This is a messenger RNA of Symsagittifera roscoffensis, 470 nucleotides long. RefSeq names its product protein POLR1D-like. The coding region runs from base 41 to 388 and encodes 115 amino acids. The transcript has 4 exons. The record is from RefSeq and is a predicted model, not a curated record. Lineage: Eukaryota; Metazoa; Xenacoelomorpha; Acoela; Convolutidae.